AUGGAGAAGAGGAUGAGGAAGCACCCUAUAUUAAAAAAUUUAUACUAUUUGCAUCUGAAUGGUGUACACCAAAAGAAAAUGUGCAACAUGCAGUGCGCCUCAUGCUUCGGAAUGGCUGGAUGCGUCAACGUGCUGUCAAGCAAAUUUUAGAGGAUGGUUUUGCUCGAGAAUUUCCGUCCUUAGCUGAAGCACGACGGAUAACUGGAAUUGAUGAGUCCAGUAUUAGGAAG
Molecule: messenger RNA, 230 nt
Organism: Racocetra persica
Lineage: Eukaryota; Fungi; Glomeromycota; Glomeromycetes; Diversisporales; Gigasporaceae
Source: the annotation of a GenBank genome assembly